GGGACCACCACCAGUGUUGCCACGGCGGUAGUUGGAAGUGGGUGUGUGAAGGUUUUCUCUCUGUCGUUAAGUGCAACGCCUGGCCCAGCGAACUACUCUUAUCUCUGCAUGUCACUUGUUUGUAAGGGAACAGGUGGAACCUCGUUAUGUGACAGAAAUCUAUAGGUUUAGGGAAAUCCAUCCCGAUUGUCGAAAGGUUUGAUUGUUCGUCCCUUCGCCGAAAAUGGUGACCACGUGUGACUGAGAAGGACCACGCCCCAUCAAAUGAACUUCCGUUGUGCAGCCUCCAUCAUCGCAGACAUGAUCCUGACUUAGAUGUUUUGGCGCUGAACGGUGAAGCAAGCCGUUCAGUGUUUAACGUGGAAGCCGAGCCUCAACGCCACUGGAUUGUCUCUAUCAAACCAGUGUUUAGAAUCAGAAAAUAGCAGUGACGAUUAUCUACACUUCAAUACUUAUUUUCCUGGUAUGCUACACUGAUAAGAAAACUGGAGCUUGUGGACACCAAGAAAAAUCAAGUAACGGCGCUGCCCAAACUUAGCGUUCGGAAAGACUGCGUUCCCGUGACGUGAUUUGCCCGGAGAGUUGACCAGACGUGCCCUGGGAGGGCGUAGGGUGGAUGCGGCAACGAAAGAAGAAGAGGAAGAAGAAGAAAGUUUGAUGGGCGGUCUGCGGGCGGCCGUGGGCGUGGUACUGGGCGUCAUCUCUCUCGCCGUUCUCAGCCUCCAUAUCGCCCUCUGCAUCCACUACCCGUCUCCACUCUUCGCCGUCACUCUCCUGCUCAACCCGUCGCUAUGGCUGUUCCUGGGACUCAUAGGCAUGGGAUGCGCCCUCCUCCUCACCCACAGAGACCAGCAAAGGAAAGUACGGGCGGGACACUGCACCUCCUGCCAUCCUCACUAUGGCUCGACAGUUGACACCAAGUGGCGGGCCCAGGACCCGAAAUGGCGCGGAGGGGGAAUGCACUGCCAGCGGGGGCCCUCGAGAGCAAUCUACUCGUACAAUGGGAACCUCCAUAAAUUUUACGCUUCCUACGGAGCCAUUAACGAGAAGCAGUUGAUAGAGAUGAAGCACGCUACUCUGAAGUCCCCCAACGGCUCCAAUGUUAAUGACAAAAUUUCGAAUUGUCCGCCGGGAGAAACUAAUGAUACCCAGGGUGAUGAAACGGGAGUACAGAAAGACCUAGGAAGUUUAUGUGAUGGAGAGAAAAUACAAUCAGAAGACGCAAAUAAUACUGAUGGUAGAGUAUCUGCCCAAGUAGAAGGAAAGGAUGCAGGACAAAAUGAAAGCCCCUCUAAUUGUGUAGACUCAAGGAAGAGUGAAGAAAUCGGUGCAGAAAGAGAAAACCAACAUGAAAAGGGACAAGCAAAUGAUUCCACAGACACAGCCACAACUAAUGCGCCUAACAUUCCCCCUCCCUCCCCCCACGAGAUGUACUACAGGGAGCGAAGAUACUGUGAUUGCAUGGCCCGCUAUGGAGCUAUCUAUCAGUACUCUCAACUACCCAGAUCAGCUAUGUCACCAAGAUGUAACAGAUAUGCCAUGCAGGACCGUUCUGUGAGUAGAUACAACAGUAAGCUCUUAAUGCGAUGCAAGUUAAAACCACCCAACGAUGUACCUGUCGAGCUCUUUGCUGCCAAAGGGGUUUCCUCGGAUAAAGUUUCCACAGAGGCUGACAAGGAAGUUGACAGUGAUGUUAAGAAAUCCGAAGAUGGCACCAGAGACAGUGUGAAUGAAAACCAAGAAGUAGGUAGUAAUAGUCCUUGCCCUUCGCAAAAGGUGUCUCAGGUGAGUGAGGAGGAAGUAUCGUCUGUGGGAUGUACUACUGAUUCGACAUCCCUUUCGUCUGUGGCGGAUCUUUCCGCGCCGAGGGAAUCUGUUAAACAAACUCCUCGUUCUACACUUAGUUCCAGCUUCAUUGUGCCUCUGAAACACAUGCCGCGGUUCUCAACACAGACCUCCACUUCACUUCCUCUUGGUUCUCCUUAUAACGGCAAAAGUAAACACACAGACUACGGAGAAGACCACGAAUCUACCUCCUUGUCCUCUGACCACACCGCAAGCGAGCAAGAUUUCCAGGAUCAGGACGUUGUUUCAAUAUCCUCUAAGUCUAGUCUCUUGCCAUCUAGCCCAGAAAAGUCCAUAACAAAUAGAGACCUAACUAGAUCGCCAUUAUGGCGUCCCUUUAAAUCUUCCAUUAUUGGCAGAAAGAGACUUUCUGAUGAAGAUAGAAAUAGUAAUGAGGAUAUUUCUAAAAAUCACCACUCCAAAGGUUAUAGUACAGGGAAUGACUCCACAAAUGAAGAUAGUCAAGAAUCACCAUCAUCUACCUUGAAAUCAGUGUUCACCAACAAGAAAUCUUUCACAAAAUCUGGAGCGGACAAUAGGAAGACUUCUACUCUUGAUCAGUCAAACUCGAACGAGAACAUUUCAUCUGGGUCAACCUCAUCAUCAGCUUCACCAGCUAUGAAAGAAAAACGACGCCAGCAGGUUGACACUUCCAGACCCACGAAGUCCAAAUCGUCUCUCAGUAGGAAGAUCUCGGCAGCCAAGGCUCAGUCCCUUCAGAAGAAUUCCAAAACACUGCUCCUUUCGCCGGCCAAGGCUGUCCGUUCUCUCGUUUUCAGAAAUGCCCAGAAGAGGAGUGGGAGGGUGCGCAAAUUGGCAGACGAGAAAACACAACAAGGUGAUCACACUCCAGCCAAACUUCCUUUACUUUCAUCGCCAAACGCAGAACCCAUUCCAAUGGAAUCAAGCAUCACCACUAAUAAGACUGAAUAUGCUGAGUCAGCAAAGAAGAACGUGACUUCUGUUACUGAUGCCUCGAUCAUUUCACAAGCAGCCAGUGCUUUAGAAGCAGCUUCUACUUUUUGCUCAACGUCUCCUAUACCUUCUAGUAAUUCUAAUGUUGUAUCCCAGAUGGGGGGUGCCAUGGCAGGUCCUAAGGUAUCCAACCAUUCCUCGGCAGUCACGUGGUCAUUUUCCCAAGCUGACUCCUCAGCGAAAGAACUCCACUCGUCAACAUCUGCCCAAGAAACGUCCAGCCGUUUUGCAGCCAAUGAACCUACUGUUAAAACCCCGCUUUUAUCUUCUCCUGCCACAAGCUCUACCUCCCCAGCAGUAGCAACGCCGCCAGUGACAACGAUGGCUAGCUCAAGCUCACCUUGUGGAAGCCCGUCAGUGAGGCCUAAAGAGCCGAAGAAGCCUAAGAUCAGGCUCAAGGGGAAACAUCGUCCUCGUCCAACGGAGUCCAUCUUGUUACUAACUGCUGAUUCAGAUGAGUGAUGCUGCCGUACACGAUGACGCUAUAACACUGUGAUUGAGUCACAAGUAGUAAGUAUACUGUUGAUCACAAUAAUGUUUGUUGACAUACUGAAUAUUAUGCUGUUUAGAAAAAAAACUAUUUUCAUUGUAAAAAGAAUUGAUGGAUUAUAGUAUAUUAACAGAUGUACUUUGCAUAUCU
Macrobrachium nipponense is the source of this 3460-nucleotide messenger RNA. RefSeq lists its product as uncharacterized. Lineage: Eukaryota; Metazoa; Arthropoda; Malacostraca; Decapoda; Palaemonidae. The transcript has 8 exons. The record is from RefSeq and is a predicted model, not a curated record. Bases 658 to 3282 code for a protein of 874 amino acids.